Molecule: messenger RNA, 1937 nt
Organism: Marmota monax (woodchuck)
Lineage: Eukaryota; Metazoa; Chordata; Mammalia; Rodentia; Sciuridae
Gene: Sh2d7
Product: SH2 domain containing 7
Exons: 4
Coding region: 136-1443 (435 amino acids)
Cellular component (GO): cytoplasm
Source: RefSeq, a predicted model, not a curated record
UCACCCUGCAUGGGCUCGAGAAAGGAGAAGCGAGAGAGUGUUGGGGUUGUCCACACUGGGCUGGAGAGACACUCCCUCUGAGCAUCUUUCCAGGGAUGCCGCAGGCCUGUUUCCCAAGAAGACAAGCCAGGCUGAAUGCCUUUAGGAGAGAGUAAUUCGUUGGAUAAUUCACUGCCAUCUGUUUGUCCUCUAGAAAAAGCAGACCCUCAAGAGAGAAGAACCCAAGACAGGGAAGAACUAAGACAGGACAAGUACAUCAAAUUCUGGGGACUUCCCAAGUGGGGGGAUGACUUGAAGCUGUGUGUGAAUCAUGAGGCCAGCAUGUGCAGCUGUGCCUCCCAGCCACAGAACUGCAUGCAUCAGCUCACUGAAUCACCAGAUCCUUCCAGGGGCAGCGAUCGCUGCCGGCAUUUUGUUAUCAACCAGCUCCGAAACCGUCGCUACCUCAUCUCGGGUGACACCCUCAGCCACAGCACCCUGGCCGAGCUGGUGCGCCAUUACCAGGAAGUGCAGCUCGAGCCCUUUGGGGAGACCUUGGCUGCUGCCUGCCCCCGGCCAGAGGACAAUGAUCUGUAUGAUGCUAUUACCCUGGGCCUCCACCAGACCAACCUGGAAAAUCCACCUGCAUCCCCCACAGUGGUCCCCGACAAGGCUGCCAGCCCCUGCCCCUCUGCAAAGCCACAGGUCUCCUUCCUCCACACAAAGAAGAGCCUGGAUGUGAGUCCCUGGAACCCCUCCAAGGAGGAAAGCACAGAGACCCCCACCAAGGUACCCCCCCUCCCUGAGAGGAGUACCUCCCUCCUGGAUGAGUCUUUUUCAGGCCCCAGUGACAUCAUCUACGCAGACCUGAAGAAGAUGAACCAGGCACGGCUAGGCCCGGGCACAGAAGCAUCCAGCAGGCAUGGGUCAAUUCCAGCUAGCAGCCAGGCCUGCUCCCUAGGCAGGGAGGUUCUGAAGAGACCUUCAGAUGGAGACCAGAAUAGACCUGAUGGCCCAGGGCCUGCCCUCUCUGGGGUGAGUCCCGACCAGGGCUCUACAAUGUCUUCCACGUCCUGGGGGUUUCUCCUGGCCCCCAGUUCUGAGGCCCUGGGAUCUCGGGCUGCUACCUGGAGGCAGGGGUUUCUGAAACAAGGUCACGAGGCUCAGUCCUGCUCCCAGGGCAUCUCUGCAGAUUCGUAUGAGCUUGUUGGGACAGCAGACCAAGGAGGCAGUCCUUAUGAGCAGAUUCCAGCUUGUUGGAGUGGCCCAGUUAGGCCUCCACAUCCUGGGGCCAGUCCCACAUAUAGCAAACUGUCAAGGCCUGCGGACUGUAGCUAUGAGAAGAUCUUGGGGACCCCAGAGCUCCCAGAGCCUGGGAACACCUAUGAGCAAAUCCCAGCAGCCAAGAGCAAGGAGUCUGGACGAACACACAAGGUGAGCUCUAUGGGUGGGAUGGGAGGCUAGCUGAUCUUAGGGAACACCCGGUGAUAGUAAGGGGACCUGUAGCUUUUAGGCAUUGGCAGGUCAGGACACUUCCAUUGCCCACAAUUUUCUAGCCCUGACAUCCACCUGGUGGAGAUAGUACUGAGAAAAGCAGCUGCUUGAUUUGAGUGUUAGAUGGGGCCUUCAAGCCCAUCUAAGAGCUUUCUCUGCAGAAGACCAGGCUCUCUGGCCCUCUCUCAGCCACUGCAGGGGCCUUGGAGCUCUGAGAAAUGAAGAAGGGCCCCUUAGCUCUAAUCAUGGUUGAGCCACUCCUAGUUUUGUAACUUUGGGCAAGACAACUUCCCUGGCAACUAAGGUUGCCAGAUUUAGCAUGAUAAAAUAUAGAGCAUAUAAGUAAAUUUGAAUUUCAGAUAAACAAUAAAUAUUUUUUUAAAAAUGUCUCAAGUAACUGCAAUUAUUCCCUAUUUAUCUGAAUUCAAACUUAACUGGGCAUUCUAUAUUAUUUGGCAACCCUA